Molecule: messenger RNA, 2238 nt
Organism: Tyto alba (common barn owl)
Lineage: Eukaryota; Metazoa; Chordata; Aves; Strigiformes; Tytonidae
Gene: CBX1
Product: chromobox 1
Exons: 5
Coding region: 152-709 (185 amino acids)
Biological process (GO): negative regulation of transcription by RNA polymerase II; chromatin organization
Cellular component (GO): nucleus; pericentric heterochromatin
Molecular function (GO): chromatin binding
Source: RefSeq, a predicted model, not a curated record
GAGGGAGGCGGACAGAGCGCGGCCAGGCCCCGGCGCCACCCGACCCGCCCUGCCCGCCCGCCCCCGCUCCCCGCAGGCCCCUUCCCCUUGGGAACCGUUGGCGGGGCUGUGCAAGCAGCGUCGCCCAUAAGCUGAAAAGCUGGCCAGCACAAUGGGAAAAAAACAGAACAAGAAGAAAGUGGAAGAGGUCUUAGAGGAAGAGGAGGAGGAAUAUGUGGUGGAGAAGGUCCUGGAUCGGCGAGUGGUAAAGGGCAAAGUGGAAUACCUGCUGAAGUGGAAAGGCUUCUCGGAUGAAGAUAACACAUGGGAGCCAGAGGAGAACCUCGACUGCCCGGACCUCAUUGCAGAGUUCCUUCAAUCCCAAAAAACUGCACAUGAGAGUGAGAAGUCUGAGGGAAGCAAGCGCAAAGCGGAGUCUGACACAGAGGAUAAAGGGGAGGAGAGCAAACCAAAGAAGAAGAAGGAGGAGUCGGAGAAACCGCGAGGUUUUGCCCGAGGAUUUGAGCCAGAGCGUAUCAUUGGUGCCACAGAUUCCAGCGGGGAGCUCAUGUUCCUGAUGAAGUGGAAGAACUCCGACGAGGCUGACCUGGUCCCUGCCAAGGAAGCCAACAUCAAGUGCCCCCAGGUGGUCAUCUCGUUCUAUGAGGAGAGGUUGACAUGGCAUUCCUACCCCUCAGAGGACGAUGACAAGAAAGAGGACAAGAACUAACCCCUGGCACCCGCUCUGGCCAGCCUUUGUAUAAAGAUCUGAACUGUGGGUUUGAGCAGGAGGGAGAGAACGCAGCUCUGCUCGGUUGGGAGCGUAGAGAUGGCUGGAGAAGAUGCCCUUUGAAGAGACCAGUAUGGUUUCUGUGCCCUGCAGCUGCUCAACUGCUUUCUGCAGCUUCAUGCUGUGUACAGAUUCAAACCAGCCCGGCUCAAUUUGGGGGGGGGGGGGGGGGGGGAGGGAAGGACAAGGGGAUACUAGGGAGGGUUAGGGGGGAAACUGGGGUGUUUGUUUCAAGGCUGCUUAUUCUGCAGCUUGUGGGAGAGGAAGCAAAGCCCCUUCCAUGAAGGACUAUCACUGGUGAUGGGUGGGCUGGGGAAAAGGAGUGCAGAGGGAUACUGCUUAUUCUUCAAAGACCAUCUCAGCAACCCACAGCCUUCUUCCCAAUAGUGUUAACUCUGCAUUUUUACGGCGUAGCAUGUGUGUAGGCUUUUGGUUUUUUGUUUGUUGUUUUUUUUUUUGUUGUUUUUGUUUUUGUUUUUUCUUUUGCUAUUUACUGGUGUAUUGGUUUGGGGGGCUGGGGGGGAGGGAUGUGGGGAAAUUGUUCUCUUGUUUAACUGGGGAAGGAGGGAGAUGAGGUCUGGUGACAAUGUUCCAGAUCAUUUCCAGAUCUUUUUUAGAACCUGAAUUGAGAAAGGAAAAAAAAAAAAAAAAAAAAAAAGACAAAAAAAAGUGGGGGGGGGGUGGGGGAAAGGGAAAGAGCCCAGUAUUGAUGACAGAACUAGGGAGACAGGGACACUGACAUGAGACUGUAACUGUGAACGUCCAAAUCUCUGGAGCCAAGAUCCUCAAAACCCUGCGAGCAAUUUUUAGGGGGAGGGUAGGGGGGGAUGGGGGGAGACUUGUGAAAAUGCAAACUUGUGAUUCGUAUUGUCCUGAAGCAGAACUGCCAGUUACUGACACAUGCAUUGUAUGUGGGAGGGUGGGGUGUGGGGCAGGAAUGGAUUUUAACCCUUUAAAAGCCUUUCUACCCUUCUUUCCAUUAAAAGGUGCUAUUUCUGAAAACUAGGGGGGGAAGAGAGACUUCUGACUACUUGUUUCUUUUCUCACCUUGACUGUCCAGCCAGCAGCAUUGGGAACCUUUUAGUUCUGGGAGGGAGAGGAACUCAACAGCAGCACAAGAGAAAAAUCAAUUCCAUAUUCUCCCAUAACAAGUGAUUGUUUGUAGGAAGCCAGACGUUGGUGCUGGAGGCGGAUGUGUUACCCUGAAUCUUCUGAGGGUUUUUUUUUUUUUUAAUCAGAUUUAUUACAAAUACUGAACUAUUUAAUGUCUGGAGUCAUGAGCCCCACCAGACUCCUGGCACCUCCUUGUAGGGUGGUAUGUAUCUAGACUUGCAUUGUACAAACCUUUUUUAAAAGCAUGUGUUUAGGUUUCUGUGAAAACGUUGUUUAAAUGUAAAGUACGUGUUUGGAUUUUAACUUCAUACCAAGCUCUGUCAGUUUUUUGUCUCAAUAAAAUUUUAGAUUUAUAA